This is a messenger RNA of Lasiosphaeria miniovina, 738 nucleotides long. Its product is annotated as S-adenosyl-L-methionine-dependent methyltransferase. Gene Ontology annotation, molecular function: S-adenosylmethionine-dependent methyltransferase activity. The annotation marks the transcript as partial. The record is from RefSeq and is a predicted model, not a curated record. The transcript has a single exon. NCBI's taxonomy places the organism in Eukaryota, Fungi, Ascomycota, Sordariomycetes, Sordariales, Lasiosphaeriaceae.
AUGCCACAAAACAUCUACGACACCCCCGGGUUCUUCACCAACUACUCAAAGCUGCUGCGCUCGCGCGAGGGGCUGCAGGGUGCUCCGGAAUGGCCCCGGCUCCAGUCGUUUUUCCCUGAUCUGGGAGGCGCACGGGUCCUGGACCUCGGCUGCGGGUUUGGAUGGUACAGCCGCUGGAUGCACGACCACGGCGCGGUCGAAGUCCGCGCCGUCGACCUAUCCGAAAACAUGCUAGGCCAGGCGCGGCUCAUGACAGACGCCGGCCAGUACCGCGGCGUUAUGUUCGAGCGCGCCGAUCUCGAUGGGUCCGACGCGCAGCUGCAGCAACUCCUGCCAGGCGCGGGCAACAACACACUCGAUGUCGUGUUCAGCGCGCUGGCGCUGCACUACCUCGAGAACCUGCCGCGUCUUGUCGCGCAUGUGCACCGCGUGCUCCGGGCCGGCGGCGUCUUUGUGUUCUCGGUGGAGCACCCGAUCUUCACGGCCCCGUCGGCACCGGGCGUGGUGGAGAUCCCGGCGCCGCCUCGGUCCGGGACCCACACGGUGGCGGCGCCGCAAACCCGCAGGGUGUGGCCGCUGGACAGCUACCAGUCCGAAGGGCUGCGGGUUACGAACUGGCUGGCCGACGGAGUGCGGAAGCAGCACCGCACCGUCGCCACCUAUGUCAACAUGCUGCUCGACGCCGGCUUCGAGCUCACGGGGUUCAACGAGUGGUACCCGACCAGCGCCGAGCUCGAG